Molecule: messenger RNA, 1404 nt
Organism: Mollisia scopiformis
Lineage: Eukaryota; Fungi; Ascomycota; Leotiomycetes; Helotiales; Mollisiaceae
Product: SET domain-containing protein
Exons: 2
Coding region: 1-1404 (467 amino acids)
Molecular function (GO): protein binding
Source: RefSeq, a predicted model, not a curated record
AUGGAUAAUAUCAAGCGAGGAAGAGAGGAUAAGAACAGGGAGAAGGCAGCACGUAGGGCUGCGAACAAGAAGGAGGAGAGAGAGAAGAAAGAGAGAGAGGAGAGGGAGCUGGAGGAGCACAAGCUCCAAAAGCAAGCACAGAAGGAGAGGAAGAAGGAGAAAGAGGAGAGAGCAAGAGUCGAGCGCGAGACUGAACCCAGAUUCGAAAUCAAGUCCAUCGAUUCUGCCCACGAUACAGAUGCCCAGUCCGUACCCAAAGAUAACAACCAACACAACAUGGUCGAGGAGCUCUCAGCUGUUUCAAUCGACACCGACAACGGCAAAGGCAACGAGACUACGCACGAGCAAUCAUCCUCACCACUUAAGACAGGCAUGUUCGCUAGCGAAACUCUUCCCAAGUCAGCAGAGAUCUUCAGAGAAAUGCCUCUUAUCGUAUUCAUGGAGAAAACUCUGAACAUCGAAGCUGCUUUCAAUACGUUGACCGACGAGAAAAAACGUCAAUAUCUCGCCAUGAAGAAGAAAUGUGAUUGCCCGAGUGAGGACAACUGCACCGAAUCGGACGUCAUCAAGGUCUGGAACGCCGUCGCCUUGCUCUCCUUUCAGUCACCUACAAAUGCUUCUCAGGCACAGGUUCUCGAGUAUACCAGCCAAAUCAACCACUCCUGUCUUCCGAACGCCAGCAUAUUCUGGAAUGGAGAUCAUGAAGCUGUGCUUUAUGCCACACAAAGAAUUCUGAAGGGCCAACAGAUUACACGCAACUAUAAUCCAGGAAUCGUGGGUUCGACUAAGGUUCGACGUGAGAAGCUUAUGGAGAUGUACGGUUUCUACUGCAUGUGCAAAGCUUGCAAAGAGAAUCGGUAUCUCUCCACCGAAGAGAUCGAAAAAGCCAUGUCCGUCAACACGCAGCCCAAGGAAACUACUCAAACGCUAAACCCUCUGAGCGAUAAAGAGGUCAAAACGUUCGAGGCUGUAGUUGCAUGGAGUCUUGACCUGACUGACAACCUCGCCAUCUUCGUGAAAGAUCUCAAGGAGCAGAUUACUCAGCAAUGCGUGUAUCACUUCGUCGAGAAGCCCGGAGACGAUACGAGAGACCAGUCCCUGGCUCAGUUCCAGCGUGGCUUCAAGAAGUACUUCAAGAGCUUUGCAAAUCCUUACAAUUUGAACAACGAAGUCCGGAACCAAUACAUGGACACGGUGUGUGGCGACCUCGAGGCUUUUAGGGACGAGAGGGAAGAUUUCGUCAACCGAGUUCUUGGCACGAAAGUGACCACGUUGAAUGUCAAGGAUGGGAGCUCCGCGGCGAAGCGAGCUCUCAAAAACGACAUUGACAAGAUCUACGACAUCUACAAGAUAAUUCAUGAGGGCAUGGUGGUUAGCGAGGUUGUUAUUGAUGAAGAGAAAUAA